GUUCACUGAGGGGGCAGUGAGACGUGGGGCUGCUGGUCCUAGGAGCUCUUCCAUGACACCUAGUGUUACCUGGGAGCCCCAAGCCCCAGUCCCCCAUCCCUCAGGAAAUCCAGUUGGAACCCCUACUUUGCAGGGCCAUCUUUGGCCUGAAGCCACCAGGAAAGCUGUCCCACUGACUGACCCCUCUUAAGGAAGCUGCAGACUGCUGGGCCCAUUUUCAGAUAGAGGAACGGAGAGCUGCGGCAGCCCAGGAGCCCUGCCAGGCUUCCUUCUGGGUGCAGCCACCUGUGGGUGGGGCGCGGCCUCGUCUGAGACCAAGGCAGGGCCCAUGCCUUACUCAGCUGUCCUUGCUAAGAGUCCCCUAGCAUCUUCCUGAUGGUCUUUCUGCCUUGGGGUGAAGAGGCAUUUGGGGGAAUUGCCAUCUUGGGAGGAAAAGCAGUAUCCUUUCACUUUCAGACUGAAAGGCUCCUGGGGAACUUGCUUCACUCCGGCGCUUUCUGUCCCAUGCUGAAGGCUGGAGUCGCCAGCCCCUUCCCCUUUGCCUUUCUCAGGCCCCAGUCCCUGAGGUGUGUGUGAGGACUGAACUUUAAUCCGGAACAAUCUGGUUUCUCCUCGGUCAGCCCAGCCGGUGCUUCCCCCGCCCCCACCCACGCUGCAAGAGGCGAGGGAGGGGUGGUGACUCAGUGUGCAUGUGUACAUCUGUCCCUGUGGUCCCGGCAGCUCGCCGGGUGGGGCAGGAACCAGAAGUCUCGCGGCACCUUUCCCCCACCCCCAGCCAUGGGAACAAGGAGGUCUUCUCCUGCCGGGGCAUCCUGCUGGCAGUGAACUGGUUUCUGGAGCGGGGCCACACAGACAUCACAGUGUUUGUGCCAUCCUGGAGGAAGGAGCAGCCUCGGCCCGACGUGCCCAUCACAGACCAGCACAUCCUGCGGGAACUGGAGAAGAAGAAGAUCCUGGUGUUCACACCAUCACGACGCGUGGGUGGCAAGCGGGUGGUGUGCUAUGACGACAGAUUCAUUGUGAAGCUGGCCUACGAGUCUGACGGGAUCGUGGUUUCCAACGACACAUACCGUGACCUCCAAGGCGAGCGGCAGGAGUGGAAGCGCUUCAUCGAGGAGCGGCUGCUCAUGUACUCCUUCGUCAAUGACAAGUUUAUGCCCCCUGAUGACCCACUGGGCCGGCACGGGCCCAGCCUGGACAACUUCCUGCGUAAGAAGCCACUCACUUUGGAGCACAGGAAGCAGCCGUGUCCCUAUGGAAGGAAAUGCACCUAUGGGAUCAAGUGCCGAUUCUUCCACCCAGAGCGGCCAAGCUGCCCCCAGCGCUCUGUGGCAGAUGAGCUCCGUGCCAAUGCUCUCCUCUCACCCCCCAGAGCCCCAAGCAAGGACAAAAAUGGCCGGCGGCCUUCACCUUCAUCCCAGUCCAGCUCUCUGCUAACAGAGAGUGAGCAGUGCAGCCUGGAUGGGAAGAAGCUGGGGGCCCAGGCAUCCCCAGGGUCCCGCCAAGAGGGUCUAACACAGACCUAUGCCCCAUCAGGCAGGAGCCUCGCACCUAGCGGGGGCAGUGGCAGCAGCUUUGGGCCCACAGACUGGCUCCCACAGACGCUGGACUCACUCCCGUACGUCUCCCAGGAUUGCCUGGACUCGGGCAUUGGCUCCCUGGAGAGCCAGAUGUCGGAACUUUGGGGGGUUCGAGGAGGAGGCCCUGGUGAGCCGGGCCCACCCCGAGCCCCUUACACGGGCUACAGUCCCUAUGGAUCUGAGCUCCCAGCCACCGCAGCCUUCUCUGCCUUUGGCCGGGCCAUGGGUGCUGGCCACUUCAGUGUCCCUGCCGACUACCCACCCGCGCCCCCUGCCUUUCCACCUCGAGAGUACUGGUCUGAACCAUACCCACUGCCCCCACCCACAUCAGUCCUUCAGGAGCCCCCAGUGCAGAGCCCAGGGGCUGGCAGGAGCCCGUGGGGCAGGGCAGGCAGCCUGGCCAAGGAGCAGGCCAGCGUGUAUACUAAGCUGUGUGGUGUGUUUCCCCCGCACCUGGUGGAGGCUGUGAUGGGGCGCUUCCCACAGCUCCUGGACCCCCAGCAGCUGGCUGCCGAGAUCCUCUCCUACAAGUCCCAGCACCCCAGUGAGUAAGCUGCCUGUGGCUGGCAAGGGCAGCACCCCCAGCCUCCAAGGGCCGUCAGGCUGGGCUUUGGGCCAUUGAGCAGCCCAUUCCCAGCCCUGAGGCCCACCCCAGAGGCUGGACAGAGGGAGGAUUCAAGUCGGGAAGGAAACCCACAAACCAAAGAUACUGUAGGAUUGGUUCUGGCCCAUGCAGCACCUCUAGCUGUCUGCCUCAGUGGGUCAGAAGCGAUCACCCUGUUGAUACACAUUGUAUCUCUGUAGUUUAAGGAGACGCUGCCGGUAACGGCGUCGGUCCGUGGCUGAGGCCCAAACCGUCUUUUCUCUCAGAGGGUGGGGAGGGAGGUGGGGGCAGCAGAGGCCUGGGCUGGGUGCCCUGUGCACGCCACCCCACUUCCGCCCUACCCCUGGGACGUUGGCCUUGGCUGGCUAGUUGGGCACCGUGUGCCUGCCCUCCAAGGGCCUCCUCUACGCCAAUGAGGCCUCAUCUGUGCUCUCGCUGGGCACGUGGCUUCAUGUCAGUAAGCAAGAUGCUUCUUAAUAACCCACCUUCUGCCCCACUCUAUUCCUUAUCCUGCUGCCCCUGUAGGGGUCAAGGGCCCUCCGUCUACACCCUCUUCUUCUCCUCCAUCCUUUAUUCAGAGUCAUCUCGCCCUUCCCCAUGGGUGGGGGAACCUGUGUUUGUUUGUGUGCACAUGUAAAUUUUAAAUAUUUUAAGCAGAAAGUCCUUACCUCCUGUAACACAUCAAUAAAGUACAAUCAUUGUGAGCCCUUUCAA
This is a messenger RNA of Homo sapiens (human), 2898 nucleotides long. It is a transcript of the gene ZC3H12A, whose product is annotated as zinc finger CCCH-type containing 12A. Lineage: Eukaryota; Metazoa; Chordata; Mammalia; Primates; Hominidae. The transcript has 5 exons. Gene Ontology annotation, molecular function: nuclease activity; mRNA 3'-UTR AU-rich region binding; RNA stem-loop binding. The record is from RefSeq and is a predicted model, not a curated record. Gene Ontology annotation, biological process: positive regulation of execution phase of apoptosis; positive regulation of autophagy; negative regulation of nitric oxide biosynthetic process. Gene Ontology annotation, cellular component: rough endoplasmic reticulum membrane; cytoplasm; rough endoplasmic reticulum. Bases 690 to 2132 code for a protein of 480 amino acids.